ACUGACUCUGUAGACAUGGAACUGAAACAAAUGAGAAAGUGAUUGGACAAAAGUGUAAAGUUCAGUCGAGUUAAGUCCAAUUAAAACCUGAACACAUCUGACUGGAUCAUUAAUACAUUUGAAUUUACAUGAUUUAUUCUUUAUUCAGGUUGAAUAACUGCAGUUUGUCAGAGAUCAGCUGUUCUUCUGUGGCCUCAGCUCUGAAGUCCAAUCCUUCACAUCUGAUAAAACUGGAGCUGAGUGGAAACGAGCUGAAGGAUUCAUCAGUGAAGGAGCUGUGUGAUUUCCUGCAGAGUCCACAUUGUAAACUACAGCGACUGUGGUUGGAUAAAUGCAGUUUGUCCAAAAUCAGCUGUUCUUAUCUGGCAGCAGCUCUGAAGUCCAAUCCCUCACAUCUGAUAGAACUCGACUUAAGUGAGAACAACCUGAAGGAUUCAGAUGUUAAAGAACUGGAGGACCUUGUUCAGAGUCCACACUGUAAACUGGAGAAACUGGAAUGGAAGUCAUCUGUGGAACAGUCACUGUGAUCAGGACUGUGUGAGGAUCAGCUGAGUCCAGAUGAUCGACAGAUGUGAAAGCAGCAGCACAUCCUCACUUCUUCUCCUCCACUCCUCACUUCUUCUCCUCCACUCCUCACCCCUCCCUCUGAUGAUGUCACAGAAGGUGAGGCAGACUUCCUGUAGCUCCGCCUCCUCGGUCCAUCAUGUGACUUUAAAGGCGGUGAAACAUCCUUCCAGAUGAUUCUCUGAGAUGGAUUCAUGAGGAACCACGAAGCACUGAGGAGUGGAGGAGCUGAAAAAGAAGGAACUGACCAGAGGUUUUUCAUUGGAUGUACAGUCAGUGAACCAGUGAGUUCUGUGGAUGGCACUGAGUUAUUUUGUGCUGCCACCCUGUGGACUAAUGGAGAACUACACUGUAUACCUGAAAACUGGACCUGUGGUCAGGCAAGGGACUAUUUUUGGUCAUUUCCAAAUACAUGACAAGACAGUGACAUCAGCAGUUCCAGAGAGGACAGUGA
Sphaeramia orbicularis (orbiculate cardinalfish) is the source of this 1018-nucleotide messenger RNA. RefSeq names its product ribonuclease inhibitor-like. Lineage: Eukaryota; Metazoa; Chordata; Actinopteri; Kurtiformes; Apogonidae. Bases 129 to 527 code for a protein of 132 amino acids. The transcript is spliced from 3 exons. Gene Ontology annotation, molecular function: protein binding. The record is from RefSeq and is a predicted model, not a curated record.